AUGAAUCACAUAAACAAUCGGUAUUUGCUUUGGCUUCGCUUCAACGGAAGUCUUUUCAAUGGCUUUGCAAGUUCUGGUGGAAAUGCCUACGGUGUUAUGGACUUCUUGAAUCCGGCUAUGGAGAACGUAUUGGCGAAGAAGAAUAUUGAUCAGAUGAAGUUGUGGCCAUGUAGUAGGUAUUUGACUUCUUUAUUUUAAUUUGUGUCUUUAGAACCGACACUGGUGUUCAUGUACUACGAGCUCCGAUAAUCAUGAAUAUUCCCAGCAAGUAUGGAAGAAUUGACGAGUACAAAGACGAGCUUCUCAAGGAAAUUAAUUAUGUUUUUGAUAACUAUUACCCAAAUUCAAUGGAAUGUUUCGACUUUCAUUAUGUAUCGCCUGGUUUUUGUGCUCGUAAACAUGCUCGUUACAGGUAAGUUUGGUUCAUAUUGCUGAAGUAACUGUAGUUUUGCCUUUACAGAAGCUUUAUUGUGUUACGGAUUACAUUGUUUCUAUUUAACAUUAAUGAUAUGCUCUAAUUUUCUAGAAGAUACGUCUACAGGUUGAGAGUAGCCAAGACACAAGAAUGGUAUGAGCAUUUUUUACAUUCUCCAUCGAUACAUUGUUUUUCUGAACGUUUUUAUUCCUACACUACCAAAGCAGGCUUCAACGUUGAAAAGGCAAAUGAAGCUUGUCGAAUAUUGUCUGGGAUUAACAACAUAGCUUCGUUCAUGAAAGAUCCUCUCAGUCAAAGAAGAAAAUAUAUUAAAAAGUUGCAUGUUCAAAAGGAGCUCAACCUUGUGAGAUUUACUCAAGGAGAGCCGAUUAAUGGAAUUGAAGAUCCACACUUCGACUACUACAACUUUGAAGUCGUCUCUAGAAGCUUUGUCAGAGAACAGGUAUGUUUACUGAAGCUUUUUGUUAUUUUAUUAUGUGUUUAGAUACGACGAAUGAUAAGAAUUAUUGUCAAGUGUGGUUACGAAGACCGGUACUUUGAUCAACUGAAGAUUAUGUUGAGGUACCCAGAUCCUCAGACCUUUAUUGAAUUAGGCCACAGAGCGAUGAGUGGGAAAGGAUUGUAUUUGGUGGAUGUAGUGUACGACAAGGACGACUUUAAGAAUCCGAUGCCCUAUGUAACGCACUCAGUUGACUCAAUUUAUGAUGAAGAUAUUGAAAUCGAAGAUAAAUAUGAAUAACAUAAUCGUGAUGUUAAUAGGGUUCUAAUUGUUUUCAGUUUUUGAAUAGGUUGUUUGUUAUUGUUGUUGUUUAUUAAACUUGUUGUUGUACGAAUAGGGUUUUUAUCUUUAAAGCGGGUUCUUGCCACAUCUACAUUAACGUUUUCCUUAAAGAUAUGAAUAACGUUUUAUGUAUUAUAUAUGUUAACUUUUUGUUUAGAUGGCACAAGAAUUGGACACAUACUUGAACAAGGUGGUGUCCGUGAUUACUGGAGAUGGGAGGAACUUUGUUGGACUAAUGAAAGGAUACGAUCAGACAGUCAAUAUCAUUUUAGAGAACAGCCACGAGAGAGUUUACAGAGGAGAACAGUUGGGUGUGGAGCAGGUCGAGCUGGGGCUUUAUGUUGUCAGAGGGGAUAACGUGUAAGCAUACUGUAGCUUUUAAAGUUAGAAACGUUGUAGAAAAUAUUAUUCAAUGCUGUAAAAUUUAAUUGUAUGUACGGCUAAUGUUAUGUGGGUUUAGCGCAGUCAUCGGGGAACUGGACGAAGACCUCGAUAGACAAAUCAUCUUUGAACAUCUGAAAGUAAAGCCUCUAGAGCCCUUCUGGGUUCCGAAUUGA
Molecule: messenger RNA, 1774 nt
Organism: Bursaphelenchus okinawaensis
Lineage: Eukaryota; Metazoa; Nematoda; Chromadorea; Rhabditida; Aphelenchoididae
Source: the annotation of a GenBank genome assembly